AUGAUAAAUCAUGUACAGGACAUACAUGGACACAGCUCUCCAGCAUUUACCAGCUGCGCACAUCCACCGUUGGAAGGAGAGGCAAGAAACAAGGAGUGGCUGGAACCAGGAUCACCAGCAGCCACUAAACUGGAGAGUGUAGCUGCCAGGAAAGCACUGGUAAAGGAUAUUCGACAAUUGUCACCUCAGCAUCAGACAUUCUCCCUGGAGGCCUACCAUUCCCUUAUUCUGCACUUUGCUCCCAAACACACUGGCUUUUCUUUUCUUGGGAUGUACAGCAGACUUCUCUUGGCAGCCCUACAUUUCAAUAGUAAUGGCAACAGAGAUGUAGCGCGUACUAGUGAGGGUGAGGUACGCUACGCUGUUCGCUACCCACGGUUUCGGAAAGGUGGCUGGGUAGUCCACCCCAUCAAGGAGAAACCAUCUUACGGAUACGCAACAAAUCUUAUGGUCUCUCUGGUAGAGGAAUACUGCAAGUCACCACAGGCCCUACAAGAAAGCAGUGCCGUCUUGUCCUCUGCUGCACCGCCCCCCCUCACCUCUUCCGUCCAGAAGGUUGCCAAGGAUGAGGCAGUCAGCCUCCAUCUCGCACGACACUCACGUUUUAACAUGUAAUA
Molecule: messenger RNA, 617 nt
Organism: Carassius carassius (crucian carp)
Lineage: Eukaryota; Metazoa; Chordata; Actinopteri; Cypriniformes; Cyprinidae
Exons: 4
Coding region: 1-615 (204 amino acids)
Source: RefSeq, a predicted model, not a curated record